Messenger RNA from Helianthus annuus (common sunflower), 1065 nucleotides. Its product is annotated as proteoglycan 4-like. The record is from RefSeq and is a predicted model, not a curated record. Lineage: Eukaryota; Viridiplantae; Streptophyta; Magnoliopsida; Asterales; Asteraceae. The transcript has a single exon. Bases 184 to 972 code for a protein of 262 amino acids.
UCUAUAACUUGCAUUUUGAAAACUUUGCUAAAAAACAAAAACUAAAAAUCCAUGACUUGCAUCCAAACAACCCCCUUCACUUUUUACCUAAAAAGCCUCAAUCAAUGCACCAACCUAUACACCAUUUGUCAUCCCCAAAUUUAGCUGCACAACUCCAUACCCCACCACAGAAUCCUCCCAUCGAUGGGUUGCUGUCUAACAACCGCCGCCGUCAACCACCGACACCCACCCAAACCUCCCACUCCACCACCACCAGAAGAAGAAACAGUAAAAGAAGUCCUCUCAGAAACCCCCAUCGUCCCCAAACCCCAACAACCACCAAUCCCGUUAACCAACCCUCAACUUCUUGACGGUGGAGCGGAAAACUUAACGGUUGAAGUUGAAGAAAAUGUGUCGGAGGUUUCGGAGAUGUAUAGCUACAGUGAGAGUUUUUCUGCAGCAACGACGGCGACGACGGCGGCGGAUGGUAGGAAGGAGGAGAUUGAGGCUGAUGACGACGGUGAAGUUACGCAGAAAGUGAAGAACAAGUCUCCGCCGGCGAAGAAGGUGGUUAGGAAGCGUCCGGUGGGUAAUUCCGGCGAGUUUCCGCCGAGGAAGGAGAGGGUAGCAAGACCGGUGGCUAGGAGACACGUGGCACCUUCGCCGGAGAGAAAGCGGCAGUCGCCGUCUAGAAUUACGACGAACACGCCGCGGUACCGGAAUGUGGGGCCGGCGAAUGACGGGCGGAGAGAAGUUACGGCCCGGAGAUCGAGGUCGCCAGUGGUGCGUGGGGAAACGUGUCAACGGCGUAAAGUAACGGAGAAGAGUUCUGCUGAAAAAUCCGAUGACAUGUUGCCGGUGGCUGCUGUGGAAAGUGAGGAGAAGACUGAGGAGGGUGGCGUGCCGCCAUUGCCGGAGACGGAGACGGAGGUGCAGGCAACUGAGUCGUUGGAAAAUCCUCUUGUUUCUUUGGAGUGUUUCAUUUUUCUCUAGGAACAAGUGGCUGGGCUAAACGAUGUCGUUUGUUGGCAUGUUCUUUUUAUGUAUUUAUUUAUUUAUUAUUUGUGUUUUUUUGGGUUGUGAAUA